This is a messenger RNA of Carcharodon carcharias (great white shark), 2861 nucleotides long. It is a transcript of the gene sgk3, whose product is annotated as serum/glucocorticoid regulated kinase family member 3. Gene Ontology annotation, biological process: protein phosphorylation. The record is from RefSeq and is a predicted model, not a curated record. The transcript has 17 exons. Gene Ontology annotation, molecular function: phosphatidylinositol binding; ATP binding; protein serine/threonine kinase activity. Lineage: Eukaryota; Metazoa; Chordata; Chondrichthyes; Lamniformes; Lamnidae. The coding region runs from base 458 to 1930 and encodes 490 amino acids.
UCAAAAGAUGAAACGCCAGCACAAAGUGGUGGAGCCUAACUUAGCAGCAAAGGCUGCGUCCUGCUCGCUAAAAUAGAAAUUACUUUUUCACAACUGGGUUGCGUUGGCUGGUUUGUGCUGAUAAUCCUUUAUUGACAGUCAACGGAAAGGAGCCAAGAGUUCCGACACGUCAGAGACUUCAGUUAGAAGUCCAGGAAAAGAGAAAGAAGCAAAAAUUCUCAGAGAACUUGGGGGCUAGUGGACUCCCGGAUCAUACCAAAGGUCGUAAAGAUCAUUUCGUUACACAAGCACUACUCUGAAUCGGGGCGACUUGUCGGAAAACUACAAAAUGUGUCAUAAAGGAUGUACCGGUCUGGGCCACAUGAGUUACUGAGUUUGGAUAAACACCCAUAAAAUUCAACUUUCACCAUUUCUCAGUUUUGGAACUAGUACUUGUAAGUGUUUGACAUAGAAAAAAAUGGAUUCAAAAUCAACUCACCCCAAUGUCAGUAUUCCCAGCUUCGAUGAACAUCGUGAGAAAAAAAAGCGAUACACUGUGUACAAAGUGUUGGUGACAGUGGGUAGGAAUGAAUGGUUUGUCUUGAGACGCUAUGCCGAGUUUGACAAAUUAUACAACACUCUAAAGAAGCAAUACCCUCAAUUUCCCCUGAAGCUUCCUGCUAAAAGAAUAUUUGGAGACAAUUUUGAUCCAGCAUUUAUUAAGCAGAGAAGAGCAGGAUUGAAUGAAUUCAUUCAGAAACUAGUAUCACAUCCAUCAUUAAGUCAACACCUUGAAGUUCGAGCAUUUCUUCAAAUGGACAACCCAAAGAAUCAGUCAGAUCCAUCAGAAGAUGAAGAUGAAAAGCCUGGUCAUGUGCAACAUUCUACCUCUGAAAUCAUUUAUCUUGGUGCCUCAGGAAAUCCCCAGGCUAAGCCAACAGACUUUGCUUUCUUGAAGCUAAUUGGCAAAGGAAGUUUUGGCAAGGUUCUACUUGCGAAACAUAAAACUGAUGGGAAAUUUUACGCAAUCAAGGUCUUGCAUAAGAAAAUAAUCCUAAAGAAGAAGGAGCAAAGGCACAUUAUGGCUGAGAGAAAUGUGUUGUUGAAAAAUGCAAAACAUCCCUUCCUGGUUGGACUUCAUUAUUCUUUCCAAACCACAGACAAGCUCUACUUUGUCCUGGAUUUUAUUAAUGGUGGAGAGUUGUUUUUUCAUCUACAAAGGGAACGUUGCUUUCCAGAAGACAGAGCCAGAUUUUAUGCUGCAGAAAUGGCCAGUGCAUUGGGAUAUUUGCAUUCACUCAACAUUGUUUACAGGGAUUUGAAACCAGAAAAUAUCCUUCUGGACUCUCAGGGGCACAUAGCUUUGACAGACUUUGGCCUUUGCAAAGAAGGAAUUGCUUGCACUGACACCACAUCUACUUUUUGUGGGACACCAGAGUACCUUGCACCAGAAGUGCUCAAAAAGCAACCUUAUGAUAAUACAGUUGAUUGGUGGUGUCUUGGCUCUGUUCUUUUUGAAAUGCUCUAUGGCCUGCCCCCUUUCUACAGUCGUGAUACUGCUGAGAUGUAUGAAUAUAUCCUUCACAAGCCAUUGCAGCUGAGGCCUGGAGCAAGUAAUGAAGCCUGUUCUAUCCUGGAAGGACUACUUGAAAAAGAGAGACAGAGAAGAUUAGGAGCGAAAGAAGAUUUUGUUGAAAUCAAAAGCCAUCCUUUUUUUGAUGUUAUCAACUGGGAAGAUCUAGAUCGGAAAGAAAUUCCUCCACCAUUUAAUCCCAGUGUGGCUGGACCUGAAGACCUACAAAAUUUUGAUCCAGAAUUCACAGAAGAACCAGUUCCACAAUCUGUUUAUCGAUCUCCUGACUGUUCAGUCGUUAAUGCUAGUGUUUUAGAAGCUGAUGAUGCAUUCAUUGGCUUUUCUUAUGCCCCACCUAUUGAAGAUUCAUUCUUAUAAAAGGACAGUUUCACCAUGUUUCUAUCAGGGGAAAGAAAUACUUCGCAGGAAAUGAAAGCACUGUGCAGUUUCAAGCCAUCUACACGUGGAGUUUUGAAUUUACAGCUCAACUAUCUGCAUGCCUGAAAUAAAGCAUUGCAGCAAUUGGGUGAAGGGCAAUGAAUGAAUGAACGGAGCUUACACCAUAAAAAUACUAUAAAGAAAUUGUACAUUCCUUGCACAGCUUACAAGUGAUCCAAAUAUUUAAUUGUUUCAUUCUUUUCACGUCUGAAGAUUCUGAAUCAAUUCAUUUUUAAGGGUAGUCUGCUUGUUGUUAAGAUUUUCUCUGGUGAAAUUUUGAUGACAUGUUCUACUAUACAUGAUUUAAAUAUUGUGAACAUUGCUAAUCAAUAUUGAAUAAUUAAGUUUGGAUAUGUAUAUUGUGUGAUGUUCCUUUAAGAAUUAACAAUGUAUUGUGGUCUAAAAAGAGUAAUGAGAUCACAUUUCAUAACAUGACAAAUCGCUUAAGAUAUUUUACACAUUUUCACCUCACUGCCAUCUAUUUUGAUGUCAUAUCAAGAUCAUGUUUUGGUUAUAACUUCACUCCUUUGCUAGAAGAUCCAAUUAAAUUGUCACUGUAUAUAAAACUGCAUUUAUGAUGUAAACAUUACUUGAAUAAUGGAGGAAGAAUUGUGGCCACUCAGAUGAGAGAUGUGAAGAUGUUUUUUUUUUGAGUUAUUUAACAUGUACUGGCCACCAAUUAUUAAUCAUGCCUAUUUUGUUUGAGGUUUGUACUGGAAAUGUACAAAUUAGCAAACUAGUUGAAUUAGAUGAAACUGAUACUUUUAUAAUUGUAUUUAACUCCAUGCUGUGUUCUGGAGAUGGGUAUAUAUUGAUAACAGUAAAAUUUCUAAAUGGCAUAUGUUCAAAAAUAUAUAUAUGUACAUUCUAA